AUGAAUUUUCAACACAAUACCAUCUCAGCGACCUUCAACGUCUGCGUCCCCCCCCCGAAUUGCCUCGCGACUACAACUCGCCCCCUUAGCGAAAUGCCCCCAGCCGCGCUUCGCGAUCCGCACGUCCCCAAUGGACGUAGCACAAAUGGUCACUUGCACGUCAAUGGUAACGGUGCCGCUAAUGGAAGCUCCCAUGCCGUCAUGUCGCAUCGCGUGAGCCCUUCGCGCAAGCAGUCCAGCCCUAUGGCCCCUGCUUUCAUGGUCUCGGCCCCUGGCAAGGUGCUCUUCUUUGGCGAGCACUCUGUCGUCUACGAAAAGCCUGCCAUUGCCGCCGCCAUUUCUCUACGAUCCUACCUCCACGUCACUACCCUCUCCAAGUCGCGACGAACAGUCUCCCUACGAUUCCCCGACAUAGAUCUGCUCCAUUCUUGGAACAUUGACGAGCUGCCUUGGAACAUCUUCCACCGCGCCGACAAGAAGAAGUCAUACUACUCCCUCGUCACCAAGCUCGACCCCGAACUCAUCGACGCCCUCCAGCCCCACCUCGACAUUGUCUCCCUCGACCACCCGGAAGAGACUCGCAAGGUCCAUAAGAAUACCGCCUCUGCCUUCCUCUACCUUUUCCUAUCGCUUGGCAUGCCCUCCUUCCAUGGUUGCCUCUACACACUCCGCUCCACCAUUCCCAUUGGCGCCGGUCUCGGAAGCAGUGCCUCCAUUUCUGUCUGCAUGUCCGCCGCUCUGCUGCUACAGCUACGAACCCUUUCCGGCCCCCAUCCCGACCAACCCCAUGAGGAGGCUCGCCUGCAGGUCGAGCGCAUCAAUCGCUGGGCCUUUGUUUCCGAAAUGUGCAUCCACGGCAACCCCUCUGGUGUCGAUAACACUGUUGUCACCCAGGGCAAGGCUGUCGUCUUUCAGCGCACCGGCGACAGCAACCCCCGAUCCGUCCGCCCUCUCUGGGACUUUCCUGAGCUGCCUCUCCUCCUCGUCGACACCAGACAACCCAAGUCUACCGCACAUGAAGUCGCCAAGGUCGCCAAGCUCAAAGAGGCUCAUCCUAAGCUCGUCAAUUCUAUCCUCGAGGCCAUGGAUCGUAUCACAGUGUCUGCCGGUGAAAUUAUUAACCACGACGAUUUCGACGAGGAGGAGGAAGAGUCUCUACAAAAGGUUGGCGAGCUGAUGACUAUCAAUCACGGCCUCCUGGUUUCGCUUGGCGUCUCUCACCCACGGCUGGAGCGUGUACGAGAGCUGAUUGACCAUGAAGGUAUCGGUUGGACAAAGCUCACGGGUGCUGGCGGCGGCGGGUGCUCCAUUACGCUGCUGCGACCUGGAGUCGACAGGGCCAAGAUUGCCAGGAUGGAGAAGCGCAUGGAGGACGAAAACUUUGGCAAGUUUGAAAUCACGCUCGGCGGCGACGGUGUCGGCGUGCUGUGGCCUGCCGUCUUGAAAAACGGCACAGACGAAGAUGAGGAGGGUGGCAUGGAGAUUGAUCUCGAAAAAUUUCUUAGCGCCGAAGGCACCGAGGGCGUCGAAAAGCUGGUCGGCGUGCACGGCGGUGGGACCGAACGAGAAGGUUGGAAGUAUUGGCGCAUCGAGAGCAAAUAA
Molecule: messenger RNA, 1602 nt
Organism: Cordyceps militaris CM01
Lineage: Eukaryota; Fungi; Ascomycota; Sordariomycetes; Hypocreales; Cordycipitaceae
Product: mevalonate kinase
Exons: 3
Coding region: 1-1602 (533 amino acids)
Biological process (GO): ergosterol biosynthetic process; isoprenoid biosynthetic process
Cellular component (GO): cytoplasm
Molecular function (GO): ATP binding; mevalonate kinase activity
Source: RefSeq, a predicted model, not a curated record